Austrofundulus limnaeus is the source of this 7028-nucleotide messenger RNA. It is a transcript of the gene magi3b, whose product is annotated as membrane associated guanylate kinase, WW and PDZ domain containing 3b. NCBI's taxonomy places the organism in Eukaryota, Metazoa, Chordata, Actinopteri, Cyprinodontiformes, Rivulidae. Gene Ontology annotation, biological process: signal transduction. Gene Ontology annotation, molecular function: protein binding. Bases 701 to 4888 code for a protein of 1395 amino acids. Gene Ontology annotation, cellular component: cell-cell junction; cytoplasm. The transcript has 19 exons. The record is from RefSeq and is a predicted model, not a curated record.
GGACGUCUCUGUCGGCGGCACCAGGUGCGUUCAAACCUGUGGCAGACCAACGCUGCCAGAUGUUUCUCCGCUCAGUCACAACGGGGUGGAUCUCAGCUGCGUCGACAGUCGGCCGGUGAACGUUUCCGCCCGUCAGGUUUUGUUUUGUUUUUUCCUCCAGCCUGCCCACAGGUAUGAGGGACUCUCCCAGACGCGCAACGCUUCAGCGGAAGACGCUCCACGACGCACCGCCGAGGAUUGCGCCCGUGUUUUGAUCGGACUUCUUUGCGAUCGGGGCGGCUCGGAGAGGCUACACUGAGGAGGAGGACAAUGGGAGAGGCUUGAUUGUCGCGUUUUUUUUCCCCCUACCUCGGCGCUGUCAACUCCGCUGCGUUUUACGCACAAGAAGAAGCGCUCGGGAUUAUUAUUAUUAUUUUUAUUAUUAUUUAUCGUUGCAACCGAGGCAACUGCGCGCACCGACAAGAAGAGAGGAGCGGACUGUUUUUAAGGCACGAACGGACCUCAGCAUCAGGUGAAAAAUCAACACCAGUAAAUGUGGAGAGGAUGAAAUUCCCAACAGGGCGAGAGAUUAACUCCCGGGGCUUCAUCGAGCUGCGUCACCUCGAGUUAAUUUAACAAGCAGAAUAAAUAAAUAAAUAAAUAAAUAAAAUAAAAUAGAAAGGGGUGGGGGAGGCUUAAGUGUUUUGAAAGGAGAGCAAUCAUGUCCAGAACACUGAAGAAGAAGAAACACUGGUCCCAUAAAGUGGUGGAGUGCGCCGUGUCCUGGGGGAACCUGGGGGACUUUGGCUCCGUGGUGGAGGUCCUGGGAGGAGCGGAGGUGGGACAGUUCCCCUACAUCGGCCAGAUGAAGCUGGACGUGCUGGUGUGUCACGUCGGGAAGCUGCCCUACUACGGAGACGUGCUGCUGGAGGUCAACGGCACGCCCGUCAGUGGACUUACGAACCGCGACACCCUGGCCGUCAUCCGGCACUUUCGGGAGCCGAUUCGCUUGAAGACCGUCAAACCAGGUAAAGUGUUGAACACGGACCUGCGCCACUACCUCAGUCUGCAGUUUCAGAAGGGCUCGCUGGACCACAAACUCCAGCAGAUCAUUCGGGACAACCUCUACCUACGUACCAUACCCUGCACCACACGGCUUCCUCGAGAGGGAGAAGUGCCUGGUGUGGACUACAACUUCAUCAGCGUCGGAGACUUCAGGAUCUUGGAAGAGAGUGGACUUCUGCUGGAGAGCGGGACCUACGAUGGUAACUACUAUGGUACCCCAAAGCCUCCAGCAGAGCCCAACUUGGUGCAGCCUGACCUGGUGGAUCAGGUGCUGUUUGAUGAAGACUUCACCGGCGAGGUCCCCAGGAAACGCACCACCUCGGUCAGUAAAAUGGAUAGGAAGGACAGCAUUGUGCCUGAGGAGGAGGAGGAUGAUGACAGGCCCCCACUGGUCAAYGGAUUGCCUGGUCAGUUUUUUCUUUCUUUUUUGAAUCACAACACUAAAACAACCACAUGGCUGGACCCCCGCUUGGCGAAGAAGGCGAAGCCCCCCGAGAAGUGUGAGGAUGGCGAGUUACCCUACGGCUGGGAGGAAAUUGAUGACCCACAAUAUGGAACAUAUUACGUGGAAAGUGUUGAAAUGUCCACUUUUUGCCCAGGUAAAGGAGGGUCACUUGGCUUCACUGCAGACCCCAACCAGCUGAAGGGAGAGAUGUACCACACCGCCCUGAAAAAAAGCGCCCAGGGUUUUGGAUUUACCAUCAUAGGAGGUGACCGCACAGACGAGUUCCUGCAGGUAAAGAAUGUGCUCAGUGAUGGCCCUGCUGCCCAGGACAACAAGAUGGCAUCCGGUGACGUGAUUGUUGAAAUCAAUGGGACAUGUGUGCUCGGGAAGACUCAUCCGGAGGUGGUGAAGAUGUUUCAGUCUAUUCCCAUCAACCAAUAUGUGGACUUGGUUCUCUGUCGCGGUUACCCACUCCCCCCUGACGUGGACGCAGACAGUGACGACCCGCUUCCCCCUCCUCCUCCUCCCCCGGCAUCUCAGCCUCAGCAGGCGCUGCACGGUGGAGAAGUGGUGACGGCCGUUCCCCUCAUCAACGGGCAGCCGCUGCUGGUGAAAGGCGACGUCCUCCACGGCUCGUCGCAGGAGCUCCACUAUGUUACCACCGACGCCAGCGGCAGGCCCGUCGUUGCUGCCUUGCCGAACGGGAGGCAGCCCGAGAGGGGCGAGGGGCCCUCGGGACUUCUUCAGCCGGAGCUGGUGAGUGUGCCGCUGGUCAAGGGGCCUGGAGGGUUUGGGUUUGCCAUCGCUGACUGUCCCCUGGGCCAGAAAGUGAAGAUGAUCCUGGAUGCCCAGUGGUGCCGUGGACUACAAAAGGGAGACGUGAUUAAGGAGAUCAACAGGCAAAAUGUGCAAACACUUAGCCACGCGCAAGUGGUUGACAUCCUCAAGGACUUCCCGGUUGGCAGUGAGGUCAAUCUGCUAGUUCUGAGAGGAGGUCAGACAUCCCCUGUGAAGACACUAAAGCCUAGACAAGAAAUGACGGCCAGCACAGAAACGCUGGACGCAAUCACAGACGCGAUGCCCCAGGCCUUACCGUACCACUCCAACACCAACACCCUGCGCUCCUCCGACUCCCCCAAGAGAGACGCCACCGAGUUGUACCUCAAGUCAAAAGCCCUCCUGGAGAGCAGACAGCCUUACACCAAAGACAUAGAUGUUUUUCUGAAGAGAGACAUUGAAACAGGCUUUGGGUUUCGUGUUUUGGGCGGAGAAGGUCCCCAGCAGCCAAAUGUAUUUCCCCAGGUUUACAUCGGGGCCAUCGUGCCCAGCGGAGCUGCAGAGAAGGACGGUCGUCUCAGAGCGGGAGAUGAGCUUAUCGGCAUUGACGGAGUCAUGGUCAAAGGUCGCUCUCACAAGCAGGUCUUGGACCUGAUGACCAAUGCUGCCCGCAACGGUCAAGUUAUGCUGACUGUUCGUCGGAAGGUCAUCUACAGAGAUGCAACUGAUGAAGAUUCUAAAGAAAUGGCUCCUGUGCUGGUGAACGGUUCUCCCAAACUACCUCACCUGCCGAUGCCCAGUGCACUGGACCACGAGUCUUUUGACAUCACGCUCCACCGCAGGGAGAAUGAGGGCUUCGGCUUUGUUAUCCUCACAUCCAAGAGCAAACCACCGUACGGCGUUAUCCCUCACAAAAUUGGCCGGAUCAUUGAAGGCAGUCCCACUGACCGCUGCGGCCUGCUCCACGUUGGAGAUCGUAUCUCAGCAGUCAACGGCCGCUCCAUCAUUGAGCUCUCUCACAAUGACAUUGUUCAGCUUAUCAAGGAAGCCGGCACUGUCGUCACCCUGACUGUGGUUCCUGAGGACGAAUACAAGGGCCCUCCAUCUGGAGCAAGUUCAGCUAAACAGAGUCCAGCUCUUCAACACAGAGCUCUGGGGCAAAGGUCAGCUCUUCAAGAUGAACGUUAUAACCUGGACCUGGAGGAGAAAAGGGAAGCAGCAAACUGGUCCGACCAAAAGACUCUUCCUCUUGGUGAGCCGGGAACGUUGUGUGUAACAGGACCCAACCAGGGCUGCCUUACGGUGGAGUUGGAGAGAGGUCCCAUGGGUUUUGGUUUUAGUUUGCGGGGCGGCACCGAGUACAACAUGGGUCUGUAUAUUCUGAGACUCGCUGAAAAUGGAGCUGCUCAGCUGGAUGGAAGAAUCCACRUUGGAGAUGAGAUAGUGGAGAUAAAUGGCGAGCCAGCUCGUGGAAUUUCCCACACACGAGCGAUUGAAGUGAUCCAAGCUGGAGGAAACAAAGUGGUUCUGCUGCUGAGACCCGGAGCAGGUCUGGCCCAAGAUGGGAAUCAACGUCAUCAAAAAAUCAUCGCACCGACAAGAAAAUCCGAAGAGGUGUUUUUCUCCGASACGUCAUCCCAACCCUCUCCACGUCCCGCCGGGGCUUCCGUUUUCCUUUCCCCUGCCUCCUCCAGCAAGCUGAAACAUUCUCRCAGCUGGAGCACCAAAUCCCAGCAGGUCCAAGAGCCCCGCCGCAGCAGGGGCUUGGGUUCACUGGAGGAGAGUGAUGAGUGGGCGGAAAAGAAGGCAGACAGGCUUUCUCCCAUCUCCUACGAUCAAACGAAGUUCCACAAGAGAGCCGCGUCCACAAAGGACUCCAGAGAGCUAAGCAGCCCAAAGAAAACAGGGGAGACAUUUCCUAAACCCAAAGAGCAACUUCCCAGUCCCAAAAUGAUGGAGCAUGAGGCACAGGGAGCAGCAGCGAGCAGGAGCAGGAUGUCUCCAACAAGUAACUCAAACACACAAACCGUAAGACUGGACAAGGCUCACACUGGAGCACGAGUGGUUUCAACGAUGCAGCGUGCAGGGCAACAACAAGGCCAUCACAGGAGAUUAAAGGAUUCUUCCAGCAAAGACACCCACGGUACUGAACAURAAACCAGUGAAAGAGAAAACCGGGACAUGCGAAGAUACACAAUAGGAAGUGGAGAAAGGCCCAACGUAGAGAAGGAAAGCUUUAAACGAAGGGUAGCGGGAGAGUCUCGUCCUCACGGGCUGUUGCCCGUAAAAGAGAGCGAAGGACGARGAAGCAGGGACUCAGAACACAGAGAGGUUAACGGAAACAUCAAACCGGCAGAAAGCAAGAGAACGAGUAAAGGGAYAACUAACAAAAGGGAUUCCUUAUCAUUUUUUAAAGACAUUUGGAGUAGAAAAGAUUCACCGACGGAGAGGAAAGAACAAAAGAGUAAAUCAUCCAACUCCAAAGAAGACUUUGUUGCCUCCACAAACAGUAUYCCAGGGUCCUUCCAGAGCCCAAAAGGAUCUCUUAGUCCUGGCCCUUGGAGAGUACCAAACUCUGCCAAAAUCCUGACUGAAGACGAAAUUUUCCGUAACCCUUUGUGACAGAACAUUUAACCUCCUCGAGACGAACUGUGCCAUGAAAUAUUUCACAACAGUGGAUUCUUUUUCAGAGUUCUUCCAUGAGACGGAGAAGUGCGACGUGUUGUCCCUUUCAUACCUUUGGAACGUGGCCAGAAUUUUUUCAACUGGGAGUUCUGUGAGAUCACACGUGGCAUGUAGCACUCCCCCUCUGCCUUUUUCCGCUGCUUCGGCCUUUUUCUUACAGGACUUCGGCACGUGCCCGGGGCCUUGUCAGACAAGACAUUUUUAAAAAUGUGAAAAAAAUGUGCCAAUCCUGGGAGUCUCCUGCGGAACAUCAGCUACCAACAAGCGCUUCACUCAUCACAAUGCAACGACCCAUAUGCAAAGCAAAGAAAAAGGGCCCUGCCUCUGGUCUGUAGUACACACUCAGUGUGACGGUCAUAGAUUUUUCUUUUUUUAUUUUAGCCUCAGCCUCAUUCUUGAGUAUUUAGACCCUCUUUUUCUUAAAGGUUUGCCCAGCUGCAUGCACUUAAUCCUUUCUGUUUUACUGCACGUGUUUCUGCACAUCACCAAGGAUAAACCACUCUCUUGUUUAUUAUUCUCAUUCCAGACAGCAGGCAGAUUUCAAAUACAAUUGAGCAAGUGUUUACUUUCACAGCUACUCUAGACUGUUCUAUGGGCAUAUUCAUGACUCUCCUUCAUACAAACAGUUUCAUUAAAAAGACCAGAAACUUGUGGUUUGAUAUUUUGUUUACCAUGUGUAUAAUAAGAAACCAGUGUGUAAUUUAUUGAGGUGAUAGAUGAAAAAUACUGUAUAUGUAGCUGUACCGAACCAUUCCUCAUUUUGAUAUAGACUUUUAAAAAGAAAUGCCCCGUGUUUUUAAAGCUUUCAUCCUAAUCCCAAUGUAUUUCAGUGCUAGGAAUUACCAUGGAUCUUUCACAGUAGUUCAUGAAACGUAUAAGUGUUACAUUCAAACUGCUGUGCCAAAUGUCUGCGAUUGCUCAAAAUGUCUCAUCGUGAAAUAUGAUAUAUAGAAAUAUAUAUGUACAUAUAUAUAUAUAUAUUUGAAUGUGUCAUAAUUUCCAGAGGAUAACUACUGAAUUUUAUUGCACUGCAUCAGCCCUUGUAGCAUAAUAGAACAAGUCGUAUUUAAUUUGUGAAGUUUACWUAACUCAUUGUUAUUUACAACGUACUGGUAAUAUAAAGAAUUUACGAAAAGAUAUUUAAGAUUUGCUAAAGGGUUCACGGCUAAAAUGCAAAAUGAAUAGAGAAAAAAAAUCUUUAGGUUACACUGUGUGUAUCUGUCCAUCCUGCUGUGUGACUGUGCGCUAAAKGCUAGCAUGAAGGAUGAUAGAGGCCAGAGUUGUGUGGAGUUUUGCAGAAAUAUUGUCAGUGCUGUUACUGAUGUAGGGCUGGUGUUUCAGAGAUAAUCCRGUCAUCUCUGAAGUGAUGUUCUGUCCACUAGUUUUCAACCCAUCGUAAUGUCUGCUGUAAAGCAAGGAGGACAUUAUUAUGACCCCCGCAUGUGAAGCAGGGGUCACUGUUUAUUUUUUGUUUAUUUUUUUUCCAAGAUUUUUUGGUCAACCAUAGCACAUAAAAGGCUGCACCGAUCAACUUGAAAUUAGGUAGGAAUGUUGAUAUGACUGACCUACACUGAGCCAGCCAACAAUUUUACGAUAGACCCCAUAUUUGAGGAGGGGGCUCCAUCUAAAAAUUGGGUGUCUGGACAUCAAAUAUGUUUAUAACUCAAAAACUCUUCAACAUAGGAGAUUCAGAUUUUUUAUUUUUUCCAGCUCUGAUGAAGKGCUAUCCAUCAGGCCCACCAAUGACACCCCCACCCUAUCUGAAAAGGGGGUGUCUGGACUAACAAAAUUACUCAGAACUCAAAAAGUAUUCAACAUAGGAGCUUCAGAUCUUUUUUUUUUUAGCUCUGAUAAAGGGCUGUCCAUCUGGCUCACCUCACCAAUGACCCCCCCCACCCCUGACCCCCACACCACCUGAAAAGGAGGUGUCUGGACUAACAAAAUUACUUAGAACUCAAAAAGUAUUCAACGUAGGAGCUUCAGAUUUUUUUAUUUUAUUUUAUUUUUUAAGCUCUGAUUGAGGGCUGUUCAUCUGGCUCACCAAUAAGCCCCCCCCCCCCACACACACACACACACC